Sebastes umbrosus (honeycomb rockfish) is the source of this 2312-nucleotide messenger RNA. It is a transcript of the gene kptn, whose product is annotated as kaptin (actin binding protein). The coding region runs from base 617 to 1936 and encodes 439 amino acids. Gene Ontology annotation, cellular component: actin cytoskeleton; lamellipodium; KICSTOR complex. The record is from RefSeq and is a predicted model, not a curated record. The transcript is spliced from 13 exons. Gene Ontology annotation, biological process: actin filament organization; negative regulation of TORC1 signaling; cellular response to amino acid starvation. Gene Ontology annotation, molecular function: actin filament binding. Lineage: Eukaryota; Metazoa; Chordata; Actinopteri; Perciformes; Sebastidae.
GCUGGAAGGUUAUUAUGGAAUUUUUGCCCAAUGAUGCCAAAAAUAUUCUGCCACUGAUUGAAGGAUUUUGAUAUGAGUGUUGUGCUGUAAUCCAAGAUGUUUUCUUCAGUUCUAUGGUUUAUGAUGGCCCUCACCUGAUACCCCUCCACAGCUCUUUGUUCUAUUGUCUCUUUUUUGAGAUUUUUGUUUUUUCUUAUAGAUCUGGGGAUCUCUGAUUUAUGAUGGCUCAAGCCUGAUCCUUCUCAAAGCCCCAAUCACUAUGUGAUGAAAAUGUAUGAUAUUACUAUUAGGUGCUUCGUGAUUAUAUAUAUGUGUUAUAUCUCUAUUCACUGUGUUCCACCUCUUUUGUGUAUUUUGUAUUAUAAAACAAAUAUGGCAUCUAUUUGUAUGCCUCACAGUUCUCUACUAGAACUACACUUCCCAAGAGGUGGAGCUUCUACCACCAGGGUGUGCACAGGUGCACUGCAUACUGACAAUGAUUAAAAUGGGAUUGGUUAUUUCUACCAGCCUGUCCAUUGUUGAAUCACACGUAUGCUCUGGUGAAGGUCUGACAGACCGAAAGCUCAGAAUAAAACGAAAUACUGCAGAGAUCUACUUGUAGUCUUCCUGCUGCAGGAUGCUCAGAGAGUCGUUUCCCUUCUCGGAGGACAGCUUCAGCCGCUUCCCGUCGCAGAGCAACGUGUACGGGCUGUGUGAGGCCGGCCAGCAGCAGCUGUUAGCGGCUACUCUCAAAGGGAAGGUGGUCUGUUUCAGGUACCAGGAGCUGCAGCACAAGAUCAGACCUGUAGCCAAGGAGGUCCAGUUCACCUACAUCCCAGUCGAUGCAGAGAUCGUAUCAAUUGAUGCCUUCAACAAGUCUCCACCGAAGCGAGGCCUGGUGGUGGGCAUCACAUUCGUUAAGGACUCUGGUGAUAAAGCCACGCCCUUCCUGAACAUCUACUGUGACUAUGAGCCCGGAUCAGAGUUCAAUCUAGAGUCUAUUGCACAGAGUUGCCUGAAUCUGGAGUUGCAGUUCACGCCCUUCCACCUGUACCACACAGAAGUGCAGUGUGACGAUGGAGGCAGAGAGACGGUGUUUCUGCUCAGCGGUCACGACCAGAGGAUCCACCUGUACAAGGAGAACGCCUCCCUCCACCAGUUUGAGGAGCAGCCGGUGGAGAGACUCUUCCCUGAACUGCAACAACUGCCCAGCAAUGUGCUGUGGUUGGAUAUGUUGAGUAUAGCUGGUGGCCGGCGACUCUCAGCGUUUGGCUGUCAGAAUGGCUGCAUUGGACUGGCUCUGGUCAACCAGACAGGACCAGAGGUUUUGCAGAGCUGGCGGUUCCAGUUCGACAGUCCGAUCUCUUCGGUGCUGCUGUUCCCUCUGAGCUGCCAAACUGAGCCCAACGGUGAGAAAAGUGUGGAAAAGGAAGGCUACAACCUCCUGGUAACCAGUACUAUAGAGAUGGCAGUUGUCUACAGAGACGUCCAGGAGCGAGGCUUGUCCCGCUCGGUGUGCCUCUCAGAGAGUGACCAGUGGGACGCGGUGCUCUGUGCUCUGGUCAUUGACCUGGACUUUGACGGGCAGAAGGAGGUGCUGCUGGGAACAUACGGGCAGGAACUUCUCUGUUACAAAUUCCAGCCAACAGGAAGAGGACAAGAUGGACAGUUUCAGUUACAGUGGAGGAGGAGCUUCAAGAGUCCUUUGCUGUCCAUCAUCUACUUAGACUUGACCGGGGACGGUCUGAGAGAGCUGGCUGUCCUCACACUAAAGGGACUGCACAUCUUGCAGCAUACUCUUACCGGCACUGCUGAUUUGGUCCUGGAGCGGCUCGCCCUCAGGUUGUCGGCACUCACAGCUGGCUCUGAGCCGGAGUCAGCGAAAGCGCAAGAUGCUGAGGAGAAAGAUGCUCCAGCUAAGAGAGAGGAGUGUACUGCUCAGACACCAUCAACUUAAGAGAAACUGUGUGCAGGUCCUGAUGGUUCAGACUGAAGCCUUUACCUUAUUUACAGGUGGAACAUGAAGGAUUUUCUCAGGUUGUGUAUUCCUGAACAUGACGGACACCAACAUCACAUUAACCACCCAAAACAGACUGAAUUCACUGAAUGUAGGUGAUGAUAAAGGAAACUGAUCGUACACUCUCUACAGCACAUUAUCACCCCAUCCGUCAUUUACAGAUAAUAAAUCACAUUUAGAUCUACACACUUUCACUGUUGUUGUUGUAUGUUGGCUAUUUAUCGCCUGUGUUCUUCCUUUUCUUACUUUUUCAGUGCUUUUGCACAUCUGUCUGUGUAUCUGGAGUUCCUACUAACCCAUAAACUGUGAAAUAAGA